ACUUCACCGAUCACCGACAACUUACCCCCCCUUCACCCCUUCCCCUCCCACCUUCCCAUUCACCGUGUAUAUUCCAAUUACCACCUACCUAUUCCCUUGCACCAGAUCUCAUGAUGGUUUAAAAAACUCGUUCGAGUGUAGCAUAGCCCUUGCUUGCCGGCCAGGCGCAAGUACCCCUCUCAUCCGGAGUUGAAUAGAACAAACAGAAAGAAAGACCUUGGAACCGGACAUACGGAAUAGACAUUGCUUGGUUGUUUUCCGGCGCAUCGCAAAAGACACAACUACAGGAUAAUUGCAUUAAGUGAUCAACACCAUGAAGCUUCGCAAAGCAGCUCGCAUUAUUUUGGUCGGCGCUCCUGGUGUGGGAAAGGGAACUCAAGCCGAGAGACUUCUACAAAGAUUCCCUCAACUCUCAGCCAUCAGCUCAGGAGAUUUACUCCGUGAAAAUGUCAAGAAUCAGACUCCUCUUGGUAAUAUCCAUCUCCUGCCACUCAUGCUCAAGACUUGUACUAACAAAAUAUACAGGCAUAAAAGCAGAAUCAACCAUCAAAUCCGGCACCCUCGUCCCCGACGCCAUGAUCCUCCGUCUAAUCCUUCACGAGCUCAAAACCCGCGGUUGGAUCAGUCCUGCGCAAACCACCCCUUUAACCCUCUCCUCAAACUCAACCUCUCACGUCAAAGAUCCCGAUAUGGAAGACAACUUCGUCAACACCCCCUCCCUCGCAACCCUCUCCUCCCCACCCCUAACAUCCAACUGCCCCACCGCAUCCUUCAUCCUUGACGGCUUCCCCCGCACCGCCUCCCAAGCCCACCAACUCGACCACUUGAUCCCCAUCAACCUCGUCGUCUCCCUGCGGACCCCUUUCUCGACCAUUCUCUCCCGUAUCGCAGGACGUUGGGUCCACGCUCCAUCCGGACGGGUCUACAACACGACCUUCAACGCGCCGAAAGUCCCGGGCUUAGAUGACAUUACGGGAGAGAAGUUGACAAAGCGAGCCGAUGAUGAUGAGGCGACGUGGAUGACGAGGCUUAAGAAGUUCGAGGAGACGAGCGAGCCGCUUCUCGAGCAUUAUGCGAAGAAGGGAGUGCUUUGGGAGGUGGAGGGAGGGAGUAGUGAUGAGAUUUCUCCCAAGCUUUUCAGUGAGUUUGAGAGGAGGUUUGUUGAUGGGGUUGAGUAUUGAGUUUCUUCCUUCUUCCUUUUUUGGGAGGCUUUCUCACGGAGAUGUUUGAUGUGUGAGAUUCACGGAUCACCGAUGGACUCGGAGAUCUGUUUGAGGAGUUUUGGAGCCAUAAGACUUUUGGUUAAACCGGCUAGAUUUCCCAGCUUCAGAGCGUCUUUAUUUUUCCUUUUAUUCUCGUGGGAGGGGACUUUAUGGUUAUGAACUUUUAAUGAAAUGAGGUGGAUGGAUGGAUGGACGGAUGGAUGGAUAUGGGUUAUUUGAUGGAUGGUAUGCAUGAUGAUAUAGGA
Messenger RNA from Hymenoscyphus albidus, 1468 nucleotides. Lineage: Eukaryota; Fungi; Ascomycota; Leotiomycetes; Helotiales; Helotiaceae. The record is from the annotation of a GenBank genome assembly.